AUGCAACCUCCGAGCCACCCGACUUCUCACCAAGUCUCCAUCAUGGACAUCUUCUUCCCCGGCUUCACUGGCGUCACGGCUGCGCUCCAUCAGCUUCUCAAUGGAAACCUGGAUAGCUAUGCCGGUCUGUUGUGCAUCUGCGGACUGGUGAUGGUCUGUGGUAAGUUCCUGGGCCGGACCAUUGGAGGAUUCGUGGACACUUACUUCACUUCGAAGACCGAUGUCCACGACCCUGACGAGGCAUACGACAUGCUCGAAUGUUGGAUCUCUGCGCAGGACUUUGCUAAGAACGCAUGCUCGUCCCUUAACGAAUCGGCCUUCUUCCUGCGCAAGACGAUGACGGUCUCCUGCUUUGGCCGUUCGUCCCAGAUCCUGCGAGACCUCAUGGACGAGUGUCGCUUGGAAUACCUGAGGCUUUCGGAGAACAAAACCUCGAUCUUCGAGCACCAUAACAACGGCUGGAAAAGAACCAUGACCCGAGACAUCAGACCAAUGGAAACUGUCGUCAUGAACAAAGAGAUAAAGCAGAUGCUCCUUGAAGACAUUCGCUACUUUCUCAAUCCUACGGCGCGUUCGUGGUACGCUAAUCGCGGUCUGCCAUAUCGGAGGGGAUACCUACUGUACGGCCCACCUGGGACCGGAAAAUCCAGUAUCAGCAUGUCUGUCGCGGGCUGCUUCGGACUGGAUAUCUACGUCCUCAGCCUUGCUGGAAUCAAUGACGGGCGUCUGAGCACCUUGUUCGCCGAGCUUCCGCAACGCUGUGUCGUCCUGCUUGAGGAUGUCGACGCAGUCGGCACAACCCAAGCCCGGAACACCGAUGCAGAUGAGUCUGACUCGGGAUCGGAAGUGUCACGCAGCCCAUCAAAGCCACCGGCAACUCUCUCCCUGUCUGGACUCCUCAACGUCCUCGACGGUGUAGCUUCACAGGAGGGACGCGUCCUUUUCAUGACGACCAAUCAUCGGGAGCAUCUGGAUGACGCCCUAAUACGGCCAGGUCGCGUUGACACGCAAAUCGAGUUUCAGCUUGCCGACGCUGAUAUGACUAGAAAGCUUUUCUGCAAUGUGUUCGAACAGUCACAAGAGGAAUUCCCUGAUGCGGAGGCCAGAGAAAAGAGUAAUAAGGAAGUUCGACAGUUAUCUUUUCAGUUUGCUGCUAUGUUUCCGGAGUUGGAGUAUAGUCCUGCCGAUAUUCUCUCGUUCCUUCUCGCAAAGAGGAGUUCUCCGUCAAGCGCUUUGGCCGAUGCGGCAGGGUGGGUAGCGAAGAACAGAAAGGGGGAAGUACUGAGGAGGGGUGAUUCUUGGGUUCAUGGUGGUUGA
Molecule: messenger RNA, 1317 nt
Organism: Colletotrichum abscissum
Lineage: Eukaryota; Fungi; Ascomycota; Sordariomycetes; Glomerellales; Glomerellaceae
Product: mitochondrial chaperone bcs1
Exons: 3
Coding region: 1-1317 (438 amino acids)
Biological process (GO): mitochondrial respiratory chain complex III assembly; protein insertion into mitochondrial inner membrane from matrix
Cellular component (GO): mitochondrial inner membrane
Molecular function (GO): ATP binding; ATP hydrolysis activity
Source: RefSeq, a predicted model, not a curated record